CUUCAUACAAGAAGAACAAGAAUGGACCGGUGAGCUGUUGUGCACACAAAUAAAGACGUCGCUCAACUCGGCUGCAGUAAACAAUUUCCAUCAUGUCCACAGAGUCCACUUCUAGUCCGGCCCAGGAUCCAGGCAUAGCUUUGGUCCAGUUUCAGUUGGGACUUUAUCGAGAGGUGGCCCGACUCCCUCCCUUGUGCCGGACCUACCAACAUGCAAAGAAACUGGCUUCAGAGAUGAUUGAGAGGAAGGCUCCCACCUGCAGUGUGGUUGGUGCAGGAGAGAGGAUCCUCCUGUUCAGACACUGUUCCUCCUCAGACCUGCUCCUGAAGCUGCUCCAGGACCAGGACAAGCUGUGGGACGGGGAUCUCAUCGAGGUUGUCAUCUCAGGGUCGGCGUCGGUUACAGAGAUGAGGAUCCACCCACACUCACUGGUCGUCCAAUCGUAUCGCACGCCCACAUUCUGUCAUCACUGCGGAGAGAUGCUGUGGGGGCUGGUGAGACAGGGGCUCAAGUGCACAGGUUGUGGGUUAGAUUUUCACAAGCGCUGUGCUAUACAGUUGCCCAAUAACUGCAGCCGAGCUCGGAGGCAGGUGAGCACCAGCCUGUCUCUGUUCCCUCCACGCAGACCCCCCACACACUCCCUCUCCAACCAGGCAGGGGGCAGCAUGGAGGAGAUCAGCCUGUCGAAACCCUCCUCCAGCUCUCCCUCCUGGGUAGAGGUGGGUUACUGCAGCUCUGGAUCCCUGGUCCCUCACACCUUCCACAUCCACAGUUACACCAAACCUACCGUGUGCCAGCUCUGUCACCGACUGCUCAAAGGGCUCUUCAGACAGGGACUGCAGUGUUCAGAUUGCAGGUUUAACUGUCACCAGCGCUGUGAGCCUCUGGUCCCUAAAGAUUGUCCUGGAGAGAGAAAAACUGCCAAUGGAUCCUCAGGGCCUGGUUUGGUGGUACCUACUGAUCCAGACGAGAGCGAGUUAGAGCUGGAUGCCACUUAUGAAGAAAGCCUCAGUGAUGAGGACAUGCCCAUGGACGGAGACUCAGACCACCAGCAGAGAGAGCCCAUGAGCCCAUGCUUCAGUAACUACAUCCCUCUGAUGCGGCUGGUGCAGUCAGUUCAUCACACAAAGAAAAGAACUGAUGGAGUUUUGAAAGAAGGAUGGCUCCUGCACCACACCAACACUGACUCACUGAAAAAGCGUCAUUACUGGAUUUUGGACUGGAAGACCAUCACUUUAUAUCAAAAUGAGAGCAGCAUGAAAUAUUACAAGGAGAUCUGUCUGUCCGAAGUGCUCCAAGUCCGUGCACCCUCUCUCCUCUCUGUCCUGACUCCACUCUUGGACCGUAUCAGCAGUAGUUGCAGCAGCAGUAGUAACUGUUGUAGUAGUAGUGCUACUACUAUUAGUAGUAAUAGCACUCAUUCCUUUGAGCUGGUGACUUCCUCUCAGGUUUACUGCAUCAUGGCUGGAGAAGAGAGCGUUUCCUGGGAGAUUGCCAUCAGACAGGCCCUGAUGCCUGUCCAGAGCAGUACCACAUCCAACCAGCAGGGAGAGAGUACAGAGCCUUACAAUGACAGCAUGGACAUUAGCUGCACAUAUCAGAUUUUCACCAAUGAUGUGCUGGGUUCAGGCCAGUUUGGAGUUGUCUAUGGAGGUGCACAUAGGACAUCUGGUCGGGCUGUUGCCAUAAAAGUCAUUGACAAAACUCGCUUCCCCACAAAACAGGAGCGUCAGCUGAGGAACGAAGGGGCCAUACUUCAGAGCCUGUCACACUUGGGUGUGGUUUUACUGGAGGGGAUGUUUGAAACCUCGGAUCAUGUUUUUGUGGUGAUGGAGAAACUUCACGGUGACAUGUUGGAAAUGAUUUUGUCCAGUGAAAAAGGAAGACUCCCUGAACGCAUCACACGCUUCCUUGUGAUACAGAUUCUGGAGGCUCUGCGUUACCUGCAUUUAAAACACAUCGCUCACUGUGAUCUAAAACCUGAAAAUGUGCUUUUGACUUCUGCAGACUCUCUUCCUCAGGUGAAGCUGUGUGACUUUGGCUUCGCCCGUAUCAUCGGCGAGAAGUCUUUCCGGCGCUCUGUGGUGGGCACUCCGGCGUACCUGGCUCCAGAAGUGGUGGGUUUGGGGGGGUACAACCGGUCCCUGGACAUGUGGUCUGUGGGGGUGAUCCUGUACGUGAGUCUCAGUGGUACUUUCCCCUUUAACGAAGACGAAGACAUCAAACAACAGAUCACCAAUGCAUCCUUCAUGUACCCACGGCAAACAUGGGCACCCAUAUCACUGCAGGCGGUGAAUCUGAUCAGUAACCUGCUACAAGUGUCCACGAGGAGGCGCUAUAGUGUGGGCAAAGCGCUGGGGCACCGCUGGUUCCAGAACUUCCAGUUGUGGUGUGACCUGAGGGAGUUUGAGCAGAGAGUGGGCUGUCGAUAUCUGACCCACCAAAGUGACGACGAGCACUGGAGAAACUAUGCCCAAGAGAGUGGACUGGACCUGCCCCCCCACCUGCUCUGGGACCCCCUCCCUGACCCCACCCGGGACAUGUGACUACUGA
This is a messenger RNA of Periophthalmus magnuspinnatus, 2553 nucleotides long. RefSeq names its product serine/threonine-protein kinase D3-like. The transcript has 19 exons. NCBI's taxonomy places the organism in Eukaryota, Metazoa, Chordata, Actinopteri, Gobiiformes, Gobiidae. The record is from RefSeq and is a predicted model, not a curated record. Gene Ontology annotation, biological process: protein phosphorylation. Bases 93 to 2546 code for a protein of 817 amino acids. Gene Ontology annotation, molecular function: ATP binding; protein serine/threonine kinase activity.